AUCUAAACGCCAUGUGGCGGCUAUGACUUACACCAUGUUACAUCCCAGGAUCCAAAACAAGUACAACAACCUUAUGUUCAAACGAGGACCUUUUUAAAAAAAAAUAUUAAUUGUAAAAUCUGUUUGUCCUUUUUCUGUUAUUGCUCUGCAUUUCUCUUAGAAAAUAUUCACAUAUAUACACACACACACCGUAUACACUCUUGACUCUGCUCUUUGUAUGUGUCUGAGGGAGAGACCAGCUAGUCAUUAUAUAACUGAAGUAUGUUGUAUUUUUAAAAGAAGUUGUAUGACAUAUUCUUGAUAUAUACAAGAGCUGAAAAUUCCACCACUCUGUUGUUUUCUCCCCAGGUAGGAAAUCUUAUGACUGUCAAAUAGAAUAGAAUUAAGUUUCAGCUGCACUAUGUUUCUUUACUUCCAAUUAAAUCUGAAGUACUAGACACCAGUAGCAGUAGCAUUUAUCAUGUUUCGUCGCAAGAGCCAUUCCCAUUGUGAUCAGGAGGGUGAGGAUCAACAGCACAAGGUUAAGGAGCUUCGGACUUCCUUGGAGCCACUAUCAGGGCGCAGCUUACAGUACUGCAGUGAUGCAUGUUUAAGGAGAUAUUUGGAAGCGCGAAACUGGAAUAUGGAUAAAUCAAAGAAGAUGUUGGAAGAGUCCCUAAAAUGGAGGUCAACUUUUAAGCCUGAGGAAAUCCACUGGAAUGAAGUUGCAAUUGAAGGUGAGACAGGGAAAGCUUUCAGAGCAAAUUUCCAUGACCGCGAUGGGAGGAGUGUUCUCAUCUUGAGACCAGGAAUGCAGAAUACAACAUCAAUAGACAACCAGAUGAAGCAUUUAGUGUAUCUGAUAGAGAAUGCCAUUCUUAAUCUUCCACAAGGUCAAGAGCAAAUGGCUUGGUUAAUAGACUUCACAGGAUGGUCUUUAACCAAUAAUGUUCCCAUCAAAUCUGCUCGUGAGACGGUCAAUAUUUUGCAAAACCACUACCCUGAAAGACUUGCUAUAGCAUUUCUCUACAACCCUCCGCGAAUUUUCGAAGCAUUUUGGAAGAUAGUCAAAUAUUUUCUGGAUAGCAAAACAUUUCAGAAGGUCAAAUUUGUUUAUCCAAAGAACAAGGAUAGUGUGGAACUGAUGAAAUCAUACUUUGACAUGGAUAAUUUACCAACUGAGUUUGGAGGAAAAGCAACUUUAAACUAUGAUCAUGAGGAGUUCUCAAGGAAAAUGGUUCAAGAUGAUAUGAAAGCUGCCAAGUUUUGGAGUCUUGACAAGCUCCACCCUGAAACUAAUGGCUACUAUGCAGCAGAGGUUGCUGCAAAUCCUGAAUGUAUUGCUCCACCAGCCAUAGCUACUUAGAUGCUUUGCUAGAGUACCAGCUUAUUGUUCUGUUGCUUAACUUGAGUUAAAUAUAUGACAAGAAAUGUAACAUCUUAAAAAAUGCACUUCCAGAUUAUGCAAUAAAAGUUAGGUGAUUUUGUUCCCAUU
Nicotiana attenuata is the source of this 1474-nucleotide messenger RNA. RefSeq names its product random slug protein 5-like. Lineage: Eukaryota; Viridiplantae; Streptophyta; Magnoliopsida; Solanales; Solanaceae. Bases 461 to 1345 code for a protein of 294 amino acids. Gene Ontology annotation, molecular function: phosphatidylinositol transfer activity. The transcript is spliced from 7 exons. The record is from RefSeq and is a predicted model, not a curated record.